This is a messenger RNA of Sapajus apella (tufted capuchin), 2254 nucleotides long. RefSeq names its product zinc finger protein 254. The transcript has 4 exons. Gene Ontology annotation, molecular function: DNA-binding transcription factor activity; RNA polymerase II cis-regulatory region sequence-specific DNA binding. Bases 16 to 1890 code for a protein of 624 amino acids. NCBI's taxonomy places the organism in Eukaryota, Metazoa, Chordata, Mammalia, Primates, Cebidae. Gene Ontology annotation, biological process: regulation of transcription by RNA polymerase II. The record is from RefSeq and is a predicted model, not a curated record.
CGUGAAAGCCUAGAAAUGGGACUGUUGACAUUUAGGGAUGUGGCCAUAGAAUUCUCUCUGGAGGAGUGGCAAUGCCUGGACACUGCACAACAGAAUUUAUAUAGGAAUGUGAUGUUAGAGAACUACAGAAACCUGGCCUUCCUGGGUAUUGCUGCCUCUAAGCCAGACCUCAUCACCUGUCUGGAGAAAGCAAAAGAGCCCUGGAAGGUGAAGCGACAUGCGAUGGUGGAUGAACCCCCAGUUAUAUGUCCUCAUUUUGCUCAAGACCUUUGGCCAGAGCAGGGCAUGGAAGACUCUUUUCAAAAAGUAAUACUGAGAAGAUACGAAAAAUGUGGACAUGAGAAUUUACAGUUUAAAAAAGGCUGUAAAUAUGUGGAUGAGUGUAAGGUGCACAAAGAAGGUUACAAUGGACUUAACCAGUAUUUCACAACUACCCAGAGCAAGGUAUUUCAAUGUGAUAAAUAUCUGGAAGUUUUUAAUAAAUUUUUAAAUUCAAACAGACAUAAGGUAAGACAUACUGGAAAGAAAUCUUUCAAAUGUAAAAAAUGUGUCAAAUCAUUUUGCAUGAUUUCACACAAAACCCAGCAUAAAAGCAAUUAUACACAAAAGAAGUCCUACAAAUGUAAAGAAUGUGGAAAAACCUUUAAUUGGUCCUCAACCCUUACUAAUUAUAAAAAAAUUCAAACUGAAGAGAAACCCUACAAAUGUGAAGACUUUGGCAAAGCUUUUAAGCAACCCUCAACCCUUUCUACACAUAAAAUAAUUCAUGCUAGAGAGAAACUCUACAAAUGUGAAGAAUGUGGCAAAGCAUUUAUCUGGUUCUCAACCCUUACUAAACACAAGAGAAUUCAUACGAGAGAGAAACUCUACAAAUGUGAAGAAUGUGGCAAAGCAUUUAUAUGGUCCUCAACCUUAUCUAGACACAAGAGGAUUCACACUGGAGAGAAACCCUUCAAAUGUGAAGCAUGUGGCAAAGCUUUUAGCCAAUCCUCAACCCUUAAUACACAUAAGAUAAUUCAUACUGGCGAGAAACCCUACAGAUGUGAAGAAUGUGGCAAAGCUUUUAAGCAACUCUCAACCCUUACUACACAUAAAAUUAUUCAUGCUGGAGAGAAGCUCUACAAAUGUGAAGAAUGUGGCAAAGCUUUUAACCGAUCCUCAAAUCUUACUACACAUAAAAUAAUUCAUACUGGAGAAAGACCUUACAAGUGUGAAGAAUGUGGCAAAGCAUUUAUCUGGUCCUCAACUCUUACUAAACAUAAAAGAAUUCAUACUAGAGAGAAACCCUACAAAUGUGAAGAAUGUGGCAAAGCAUUUCUAUGGUCCUCAACUCUAACUAGACACAAGAGGAUGCACACUGGAGAGAAACCCUACAGAUGUGAAGAAUGUGGCAAAACUUUUAGCCAGUCCUCAACUCUUACUACACAUAAAAUAAUUCAUACUGGAGAGAAACCUUACAAAUGUGAGGAAUGUGGAAAAGCCUUUAACUGGUCCUCAACUCUUACUAAACAUAAGAUAAUUCAUACUGAAGAGAAACCCUACAAAUGUAAAAAAUGUGGCAAAGCCUUUAACCAGUCUUCGAUCCUUACUAACCAUAAGAGAAUUCAUACUGGAGAGAAGCCCUACAAAUGUGAAGAAUGUGGCAAAUCUUUUAACCGGUCUUCAACCUUUACUAAACAUAAGGUAAUUCAUACUGGAGUAAAACCCUACAAAUGUGAAGAAUGUGACAAAGCCUUUUUCUGGUCCUCAACCCUAACUAAACAUAAGAAAAUUCAUACAGGAGAGCAAACCUACAAAUGGGAAAAAUUUGGCAAAGCCUUUAACCAGUCCUUACACCUUACUACAGAUAAGAUAACUCAUAUUGGAGAGAAAUCUUACAAGUGUGAAUAAUGUGGCAAAGCCUAUAAAAAAUCUUAAAUUCUUCAUAGGCGUAACAUUCAUGCUGGAUAGAAACUCUACAAACCUGAAAGAUGUGCUAAUGCUUUUUACAAUACCUCAGACUAUUCUAAACAUAAAGAAAAUCAAAUAUAUUUUCAGUUGCAGUAAAUAUAAAAGUUAUUUAAUUCAAAAUUAAGUAAAUAUCAGGGAAUAAUUCACAGAAAUAUCUAGGGCACUCUAAAAUUAGUCAUUACAUGAAAUCAGAGUGCUGAGUAUAGAAAAUACAAACCAAAGUUUGUGUAAGCAUUAUUUGUAUAUAACUUUAAAAGCAUUAGAAUAUUUUUGGAGCAUUGUAAUUACAUUCAAAGUAUACUUU